UACACGUAAGCCCAAUUACCGUGAUAUUGUUAUAAACACAUGCGCCCGCGCACAUGCACCUUUGCCCCUGUGUAAACGAUAGAGAUCGCAUCAUCAUCAUGAAGUGCUGCUUGGUACUGGCUUCCUUGCUUAUAGCUUGCUGGGGGAAAGAUCUAGUUGCCCAAGAUUCAUACAUUUGGCCCGUAGAGAUGUUUCCCAGGGGGAAAGAGUACCAAGACGCCGAGCGGGUGAACGAGUACUACGCGCCAGAACAUGAUGUUUAUUACGACAGCCGAAUAGGCAGACAUGGCCUCGGAUUCGAAAAGAGAUACGCAAGAGCCUCAGGUCUCCGCAUGCCCAUCACUGAGGAUAGCAUCCAGCAUGUUGGCUACAGACUACUCAAGAAGGAAGACAUUUACACGCCUCUAUAAUUACAACUAUAAAUCUUAGCAUGAGGCACAUUUAUUUUACUUAUAUUUAUUUUACGCCCAAUUGAAAUUUUAUUUUGGUUGUAUUUGUCUACAGUUUGUAUUAUGGACACUGAUAUAAAUAUUUAAUACCUAUUUAACGUUACGUCGUUGGCAUAAAGGAAGACACGCAGGAAAAUUGCUUAUGUGUGGCUGUUCGCACUGCGCAGAGCGGGAAAUCUUUAAUUUAAAUUUGAUAUUCGUUAACGAUUAUUACCAGUUCCAAGAUUCUUACCACGCUGUGACUUUGACUCAACCCGUGACCUCGCAUCGGGAGAAGAAUAAAAAGCGAUUCAGAAACCUGGCAUUUGUCGUCGUCGGUCAGUAAAUUAUUUU
Molecule: messenger RNA, 782 nt
Organism: Hyposmocoma kahamanoa
Lineage: Eukaryota; Metazoa; Arthropoda; Insecta; Lepidoptera; Cosmopterigidae
Exons: 2
Coding region: 54-410 (118 amino acids)
Source: RefSeq, a predicted model, not a curated record